UUGAACUCGUGCCAUUGUAGUGACUCAUCUCGGGCAGAGCGCUGGGGCUCCGAGCGAACCAGCGAGCAAGCAAGCGGCGCUCGGCGGGGACAGAGAGAGGGAGAGAGAGAGGCGCGGACGGGCGAGGCGGGCCCGUCCGGGAGCGGGCGCCGGGGAAGGGGUGCAGGUCCGGGCGCCGGAGCCGCCGCAAGGGGAGCGGGUCCGCGUCCCUCUCCGCGUCAGCUCAGCUGGAACCCCACGGGCCGCGGGGCGGGCUGCCUUCACCUAAUCAAGUGUCCCUGCCGCUCGAAACUCCGGCGGCGAGUCGGCCACAGGAAGUUUAUUCUCAGCUCCUUUUCUAAAAGGAGGAAAUAGAAGUUUCUCCAAGCGGGCAGCCUUUCUUUUCGCCUUUUUUUUUUCUUCCUUUUUUGCCCUGUCUGAAAUUGGGGGCCCCCAGACCUGGCAGGCUUGACUCGCCGGGCUCCUAUUCUUUUUUUAAUUUCCAAUUUUUGAUUGAGCCGGCGGUCCCGGCUGGGCUCUGAUUGCGCGCGGGGGCAGGAGGGCGCGCGCAGGGGAGGGACCGAGGGACGCGCGGACUUUUUAGAGGGAGGGACCGGGUGGACGACUGGUCCCGCGGCGCUCGUAGAGCAGGAAAGAAGUGCAGCGCUCGGCGCUCGGGGGGCACUGUUCCCGGAGUGCCGCCGCCGAGGGGGAGAAGCCCGGGAGCGACGCUUAGAGCCCCAGGCGCGGCCGGCAGGGAGCCAGCGCGCAGCUGCCGGUGCGCGGCCGCGGCGAGGGCGGGGGAAGAAAAACACCCUGUUUCCUCUCGGGCCCCCACCGCGGAUCAUGUACCAGGAUUAUCCCGGGAACUUUGACACCUCGUCCCGGGGCAGCAGCGGCUCUCCUGCGCACGCCGAGUCCUACUCCAGCGGCGGCGGCGGCCAGCAGAAAUUCCGGGUAGAUAUGCCUGGCUCAGGCAGCGCCUUCAUCCCCACCAUCAACGCCAUCACGACCAGCCAGGACCUGCAGUGGAUGGUACAGCCCACAGUGAUCACCUCCAUGUCCAACCCAUACCCCCGCUCGCACCCCUACAGCCCCCUGCCAGGCCUGGCCUCUGUCCCCGGGCACAUGGCUCUCCCAAGACCCGGCGUGAUCAAGACCAUUGGCACCACUGUGGGCCGCAGGAGGAGAGAUGAGCAGCUGUCCCCUGAAGAGGAGGAGAAGCGUCGAAUCCGGAGGGAGAGGAACAAGUUGGCCGCAGCCAAGUGCCGGAACCGUCGCCGGGAGCUGACGGAGAAGCUGCAGGCGGAGACGGAGGAGCUGGAGGAAGAGAAGUCGGGGCUGCAGAAGGAGAUUGCCGAGCUGCAGAAGGAGAAGGAGAAGCUGGAGUUCAUGCUGGUGGCCCACGGGCCCGUGUGCAAGAUCAGCCCUGAGGAGCGUCGGUCCCCACCGGCCUCUGGGCUGCAGCCCCUGCGCAGCGGGGGCAGCGGAGGGGUGGGCGCCGUGGUGGUGAAGCAGGAGCCCCUGGAAGAGGACAGCCCCUCAUCCUCGUCCGCGGGGCUGGACAAGGGCCAGCGCUCCGUGAUCAAGCCCAUUAGCAUCGCUGGGGGCUUCUAUGGGGAGGAGCCCCUGCACACCCCCAUCGUGGUGACCUCCACUCCUGCCAUCACUCCGGGCACGUCGAACCUCGUCUUCACCUACCCCAGCGUCCUGGAGCAGGAGUCACCGGCGUCGCCCUCCGAGUCCUGCUCCAAGGCUCACCGCAGAAGCAGUAGCAGUGGGGACCAGUCAUCAGACUCCUUGAACUCCCCGACUCUGCUGGCUCUGUAACCCAGCUCCCCGGGGGGGGUCCUCGACACUGCCUCCUUCCCAGGGACCAGCACCUCCCAGCGCUCCAGGGCCCUGAGGGCAAGAGGGGACCCUGCCGGAGAGCUUCCUGGCUCGGGGAAGACCCAGGUGGGAUUUGGCGGUGAGGCAUUGGAGGACUUGGCUGGUCUCUUGAAAGCCACAAGACCUCCUCCCUCGUUCAUCCUGCAGAGCAAAUCCUGUUUCUUGAAAAGCCUUGGAGAGCUUGGUUUGGUGGACUCGGCAUCUCUCUGGCUUCUGAAGAGCCUGAAGCUGGUGUGGACCGUUCCCGCCCCUUUCUCGUGAUGUGUCUCUGGAGUGAUGGUGUCUUUCCCGGCCCCACCAAGCAUGCUCAGUGCCUUUUGGUUUCACCUUCCUUCUAUUUACCCCUUCCUCCCCCCAUGUCAGUUUCACUUCCUCUUGGUUGUUGUCAAAUUUGCCAUGACAUUUCAUCUGGGUGGUCUGAAUAUUAAAACUCUGCAUUUCUGGAGAUGGGGCAGCAGGUGACUCUUCUGCUGGGGCUGACUUGUCCAGAAGGGGACAGUCAACGUGCAAUACAGAACCUUCCCUCCCCUGACACUCCCCGGCCUGCUACCAUCUCCAGAACCACCGGCAGGGCUCCCUGGGCUCUCAAGGAGAUGCCACCACCACCGGGAGGCUUGCAGGACUCUUCCUCCCCAUCCUCCGACACAGCUCUUGGAGGAGUGGCUUGGCCAGAAGACAGGGUGUGAGUGAGACAGCCGGGGCACAGAUUGGGUUUGCCAAAUGCCUAAUUACCCGGGCCUUUGGAAUAGUGCCAACAAGCCACACAGGCAUCCCAGCAGGCCUCCCUUCGCCUGGUGUCUUGAGUAGGACGUCGCCUGUAAUUACUGCCUCGGACCCUUCUCUCCAGACCAGGGAGGCACCGCUCCCUCCUGAGGAACCACUCCACGUGCCUGCUCCGCCCUCCACCCUCCCGCACCUGCCUCUCGGGGUGACGCACCUGCCUCGCAGGGUGACGCCACCCAUGGAGGUUUAAUGAGCGUGGGCUGGCCUCUCCCUACAUUGCUGCCAUGUGGCCCUCCCCUGCUGUGGCUGCAAAGGCUGGGGGAGGCAGUUGGGUGGCCGGUGCCCCAGCACCUGCCUCUCACCUCUCAGUGAGGCAGCCGGCCUUUUCUACCGCCUCCGGUCGUCUGCUCCCUGAUGGAUCUAGCGCUUUCUCUUUUGCACUCCCCUGCCCCUCCCCCUAGUGUGCUCCUCAGGUCGGUCAGCCAGCUGUGAACAGCUGGCCAGAGCUGUGGCUGUGGCUUGCAGCUUGCUUACACGCCAUUCCUGGGGCGCGGGCGCUGAAAUCAGGGCUGUGUUGCUUCCCCCUGCAAAUAGCAAGCAAGCCGCCCCCUCCCAUGGGGUGGGGGGCGGGGAAGGGGUCCGAGAGCACAGCUCAGCCGGGCUCCCUGGGAUCCCCUCCCCCCACCCCUCUGAGCCUUUUCCUCCCCAGGGCUGACUUCCAGAAUUGGCUAAUGCUCUGAGGGAGACCCCACCAUGGUGAUUCAGCUCUAGCGAUCAUUGUGUGGUCAUUUAAAACUAUAUAGGUAUUAUUUAAAUCAACCCAGUGGGGGUUAAAUCUCAAAGCUGGUCUUAGGGGGAUGGGGGAGAGAGAGAGAGAGGAGAGCAGUGACACAGUUGCUCACCUGUUCCCUUCGCACACCCAGGCUGGCACGCUGGCCAGUAUUUAAUGUCCAUUAGCUACUUACCAUGCACUAGACACUCAGAGUGGAACAGCCGUGUGCCUAAAAUACACAGCCCACUGUGCCUGGAAGUGACGUGUUGGAGGGAUAGGGCACACAGAGGAGAUGAAGAGAAAAGGGUUGUGUCCCCAGAUGCUUUAAAGAUGUUAUUUCCCACAUUCCUUGGCCGUGAUGUUGCCUUCCCAGUUUCCCAGAGGUUCUGGGAAGGGUGCUUCUAAUAAGGUGGGCAGUUGGCUUUCCCGUUUCAGAUUAAAGAAAGAUGCAGAAGUCAGCCAGGAGUGGUAGGAGACAAACAGAGAAAGCUGGGGUGCGCUCAGCUCUGAAAGGCUUAAUCAUCUCAAGUGGUGUCUGUGGCCAAUUGGGAGCUCUUCCCUUCUUUUUGCAUAUAUAUACAUAUAUAUAUGUAUAUAUAUUUCUUGAAUAAGGCUGCUUUCUUGUGUUUUAUUUCUCAAAGUCUCUUUGUGCCCCUCUUUGCACAGCACUGAUCCCAAGGUAGGUCCCAAUCUGUGACUUGGGGCCAGGCUGGACAUUCCUGAGACAGAGUCUGGCUUUAGUUCAGAUUUCAAGCUACGGUGACUUUGGGACCAGCAGAAAGCAGAAACCCAGGCACCCAGCAGGAUUUCGAGGCUUCCGAGCUGUGUUUCUCUUCAAGACCUCCUAGCUUUGUUCUAGGAGGUCCUCUGGCUUCCCCAAAGCCAGAGGUUAUUUGGAGAAGGCUGGAUAUUCCCACCAAACUCACCAGCAUAUCCUCAGUUCCUUUCUUCUGGCUGGUUUUCUAAGUUCACACCUGACGCCAGGAUUGCUGCUUCCAGCUCUCUGGCUCCAGCUUAGGGAGCUGCUGCAGCAUGGGGGCCUCUGCGCUUGGGCAGAGAGCUGCUGAGCUUCCCCCGUGUCCCCAGCCGUGAGGCAGCUGGUGUGGACUCCAGUUGGGCUGCAGGCAGCCCUGGGCCGGCAUAGGGCAGGUACUUCUUGACAGCCUGGUGAGAAACAGUCCCCUUGGCCACCUGGCUGGCCUCUCUGGGAAUAGUCCUCUUCCUGGCCGGGUGGAUGGGGACGGCUGCUGACACAGGAAAGAGGAGAUCCCAGGUGAGGCUUUAGGAAAUUGCCAGAGCCAACUUGAAGCAGAGACUCCACUGGGGAAGUUUUCAGAAAGAAAUCAUUGUCCUGCCUGUGAGAUAGGCCAGGCGGGUCCACCGUGGCCAGUCACAUGAGCAUCUCAAAGCCAAGAACCAUCAGAGGCUACUGCUUCCCUUUCUAAGGCGCUGGGGAAAGGGGCCUCCUCUCUGCUCCCCCUUGGCUUCAUUUUAAGGAUGAGCUCAACUUAGAGGCAUUGGGACUUUUCUUCCCUUUCCUUGAUGGACCAACAGUGCUGCUUGCACUCUCGGCUUGUAACUUUCAGGUUGAUUUCUGCCCCUGAUCAGACAUCCAUGUGGCUUCUUUAAGAAGACAGCACCUCCUAUGUGCCAGGCACUGUGUUAGGCACUUUUAUCUAUACAUCCCCUCUUUAGGAUGAGACUAAGUGAUGGGGACGUCCCUUAUUAAAGGCCCCUGAGUAAUGGAUAAACGAAAACACUUGUGAGAAGGUCUUUCUCCAAAGAGCCAAGGCAAGAUUGCCUUUGGCCUGAAGUUUGUUCUCAAAGACCCACCCCCUACAAUAGCCUCCCCACGCUGAACUUCUUUUCCCUGCCAUGUGCUCUUUUGCGCUCUUGAGGUGGUUGGAAGGGUAACCUGAGUCCUUGUGGACUUUGUGGACCAAUAGGGUAUGUGGGGCGUGUAACUUUCUUUUAAAAACUUAAGUAAAGGGGUCUUUGCUACUUUCUGCUUGUUGAGUCUUCUUGGCAUCCAUCCUAAAAGCCAGCAUCUCACUAUUUAUUGACAGGGUGUGUGUGUGUGUGUGUGUGUGUGUGUGUGUGCGCGCGCGCACGCCUGUAUUUCUAGGUGUGCCCAUGUCCUCCUGCAGCUUUUAAAAAAAGAAAACCCAGUUGCCCCAGUACUAAUUUGGUAUCUUCUCAUGCUUAGUCUAGUAUUUUGGCCGUACAUCCCCAAACAGUUUUAAUUUUCCAGGCUGACAUGUUCAAGAGGGGCUGGGUCACAUGUUGAGCGGGGUGUGGGAAGGGGAGGGGGAGAAGAAGUUAACAUUUAUUUUAUUAUUUAUUUGAACUGUUUACAUCUUUGUGUUGCACCAAGCCUGAAUAGAAACAGAUAGCAUUAAAAUGCUCAGUCCCUCUCUCCCUCUCUUCCUUCUUUGUAAUUUUUAAAAAAUUAGCCUAAGCAUCAUUAGCCUAAUGAUGCUUUUUUUUUUUUUUUUGGUUUCAAAAAUGACUCGUGACUUGUGCUGUACAAACUGUAUAAAAAAGCUUCUGUUUUUAAAGAUGGACUGUCAUUUCCUCGGGACAGUGGUCACUGAGAAGUCUCCAUUGUAAGAGAACACAGCAAAAGGUCCUGCCCUGUUCCUCAGAAAUUACUCUCUCUGUAUGAUUAAAAGUUUAUUCCAUUUAUUUUAGUGUGUGGUUACUUGAUGUCAAGGAAGAAAAAAAAAAAUUCGCCUUUGUAUAAAGACUAGGUAUCAGGGUGUCUUUUCUGUAGCGAGAGCUGUAUAUAUAGUAUUUUGGUAUAUAGUGGAAAAUCAUAAGCUUUGUGCAUCUGUAUUUGAGGUAUGUUGAUGAUGUGGGGUAAAGAUCCUGGAGGCAAAAAAUAAAAAUAAAAAUAAAUGUCGUACAAGA
Molecule: messenger RNA, 6274 nt
Organism: Phacochoerus africanus (Common warthog)
Lineage: Eukaryota; Metazoa; Chordata; Mammalia; Artiodactyla; Suidae
Gene: FOSL2
Product: FOS like 2, AP-1 transcription factor subunit
Exons: 4
Coding region: 826-1809 (327 amino acids)
Biological process (GO): regulation of transcription by RNA polymerase II
Cellular component (GO): nucleus
Molecular function (GO): RNA polymerase II cis-regulatory region sequence-specific DNA binding; DNA-binding transcription factor activity, RNA polymerase II-specific
Source: RefSeq, a predicted model, not a curated record